GCCGCCGCCGGCGCGGACCCCGGAAGUGGACGGAGGGGACGGCGGUGGCGCCGGCUGCGGGAGCGGGAGCGGCGGCUAGGAGAGAGAGGGCACGGGGCGCGGUGGGGCCUUCAUGGAGGGCCCCCCCGCCCCUUCGGUGGGCGCCUGCCUGCGGGACUGGGACGAACUGCAGCGGGACUUCCAGAGCAUCCAGGAGACCCACCGAGAAUACCGGCUCCAGCUCGAAGAGCUGACCAAGCUGCAGAACAGCUGCUCGGGGGCCAUCGUUCGGCAGAAGAAGAAACUCAAGGAGCUCGCCUCGACUCUGAGGAAAUGCAAAGCCUCCGUCCCACCGGACAAGGAGGAGAUCCUGCUGGAGAUCGAGAACCUCGUCAAAGAACGGCAGGGCGUGUUCUUCGACAUGGAAGCGUAUCUGCCCAAGAAAAAUGGGCUCUAUCUGAGUCUGGUCCUGGGAAGCGUCAACGUCACCCUCCUCAGCAAGCAGGCUAAGUUUGCCUACAAGGACGAGUAUGAGAAGUUCAAGCUUUACCUCACCAUCAUCCUCAUCCUCAUCUCCUUCACUUGCCGCUUCCUGCUCAAUUCCAGGGUCACGGACGCCACCUUCAACUUCCUGCUCGUGUGGUACUACUGCACGCUGACCAUCCGGGAGAGCAUCCUCAUCAACAACGGGUCCCGGAUCAAAGGCUGGUGGGUCUUCCAUCACUACAUCUCCACCUUCUUGUCGGGAGUCAUGCUGACGUGGCCUGACGGACUCAUGUACCAGAAGUUUCGAAACCAGUUCCUGUCCUUCUCUAUGUACCAGAGCUUUGUCCAGUUCCUUCAGUACUACUACCAGAGCGGAUGCCUGUACCGCCUGCGGGCCCUGGGCGAAAGGCAUAACAUGGACCUCACAGUGGAAGGCUUCCAGUCCUGGAUGUGGAGGGGCCUUACCUUCCUCCUCCCCUUCCUCUUCUUUGGCCACUUUUGGCAGCUGUUUAACGCGGUGACCCUGUUCCAGCUGGCCCAGGAACCCCAGUGUAAGGAGUGGCAGGUGCUCAUGUGUGGCCUCCCCUUCCUCCUCCUGUUCCUGGGGAAUUUCUUCACUACUCUGCGGGUGGUUCACCAGAAGUUCCACAGCCAGCACGGCAACAAGAAGGACUGACCCAGGGCCAGGCGCAGGACAAGCUCUUCCCCGUCCCCUGGCCUUGCCUUGAGCCAGCCGCUGCCUCCUCUCCCCCCACCAGAAGUCUGGGACGAAGCCCAGGGGGCACAGGGCAGCCCUGCUGUCCCGCCAUGGGCCCAAGGACCCCGGGGUGAGGGCAGCCCCUGGUCCCCCCAGUGACCCCCCACCUCACCCUUGGGCCCGCUGUGUGUGCCCAGCACUGCCGAGCAUGGCCAUAAUAAAGGGAACGCGGGCCCGA
Molecule: messenger RNA, 1400 nt
Organism: Monodelphis domestica (gray short-tailed opossum)
Lineage: Eukaryota; Metazoa; Chordata; Mammalia; Didelphimorphia; Didelphidae
Gene: TMEM120A
Product: transmembrane protein 120A
Biological process (GO): fat cell differentiation
Cellular component (GO): membrane
Source: RefSeq, a predicted model, not a curated record